UCUUUUUUCUUUUCACCCAAAACCAAUCAAUAUCUAAGCAAUCAAAUCCAUCAUCUUCUUUGUUAUUUUUACCAGAAGAUUUGUGGAUUGAUCUCCACGAGAAAAGGGCUGCAAAUUAUGGUGAAGGAAUCGGCACGAAAGUGUUCGCAUUGUGGUCACAAUGGCCACAACUCGAGGACGUGCAACCACAGCCAUGUAAAUAAAGGGGUUUGCUUGAAGCUUUUCGGCGUGAACAUUUUGGAAAACCAGGAGGAUUCUAUAAAGAAGAGUUACAGCAUGGGGAAUCUGCAUACAGACGGCAACGGAGACCACAACAACAACGCUGUUGGGGCUGAUCACGAUCCUGGCUACCUCUCCGAUGGCCUCAUUCAUAACAAGAGACACAAGGCCGCCCAUGAGAGAAAAAAAGGGAGGCCAUGGACUGAGGAAGAGCAUAGAGUAUUUCUAGCUGGUUUGAAGAAGCUUGGGAAAGGUGAUUGGAGAGGAAUAGCAAGAAACUUUGUGACCACAAGAACCCCAACCCAGGUUGCUAGUCAUGCACAGAAGUAUUUCCUCAGGCAAGCUACAAAUGAUAAGAGGAAACGCAGAUCAAGCCUCUUUGACAUGCACUUUAAAGAACUCUAUGAUCAGGGUCCUCAAGAUUCCUCAGUUACACCUACAAAGUCAGCUGCUGAAACUUCACCACAGGCUAGCAGCUCUAAAACUAGGCAACUGAAAAUCAAUACAGGCAAUAACUCGCCACCGGCUAGCAACGUUCCAACUCAGAUUCUUGACAGAUUCCCACAUCUGUGCUUGGAUAGCCCCCCAGCUCCUCCAUUGUCUCCAAUUUGCACUCUUCCAAAUUACCCUGCCAUGCCAUUUAUGAUGGGAAUUCCAGGAAAUGUCUCAUACGCCCCAAUGAUGCACUUUUACAGACCAAGUUACCACCACAUGAUCAAAAACCAUGGUAACUUUCCAACUAGUGCACCUGUCAUUUCUCACCCUUCUGGAAUCCCAUCAUCACCAAGGUCCCUCCCAAGCAGUCCAUCCAUGGCAGCCGGCCGGAUCAGCAGCAUGACGUCAGCAGCUGAGAAAGAUGCUUUAGAGCUUAAAAUUGGGCAGCCUCAGCCCUCUCAGGGGGCAAACUUGUCUCCUUCUUCUUCUUCUGGUGCCAUCAAAGUCACAUAGAAAAUUACUUUUUACAUCUUAUAAUUUUUUUAUUUUUUAACAAUUUUGAUUCACAGCAAGCUUAAGAUAGAAGAAUUACGAGAAUAAUGAAUUAAGUUGAUUCAGUCGAAUCACUCAUGGAGGGAGGUGUACAAUUGUAAAAUGCGGAAAGGGUUUUUUUGAGUCCCACUUUUUUAUACUAUGUUUAUGAUGAAAUGAAAUGCCUUCAUUAGAAUUUGGAUCUCUUCAGGCCUUACUGUCCGA
Pyrus x bretschneideri (Chinese white pear) is the source of this 1410-nucleotide messenger RNA. RefSeq names its product probable transcription factor At5g61620. Bases 118 to 1167 code for a protein of 349 amino acids. Gene Ontology annotation, biological process: response to gibberellin; response to ethylene; response to auxin. The record is from RefSeq and is a predicted model, not a curated record. Gene Ontology annotation, molecular function: DNA binding; zinc ion binding. NCBI's taxonomy places the organism in Eukaryota, Viridiplantae, Streptophyta, Magnoliopsida, Rosales, Rosaceae. The transcript has 4 exons.